Molecule: messenger RNA, 3646 nt
Organism: Ictalurus punctatus (channel catfish)
Lineage: Eukaryota; Metazoa; Chordata; Actinopteri; Siluriformes; Ictaluridae
Gene: cdadc1
Product: cytidine and dCMP deaminase domain containing 1
Exons: 9
Coding region: 88-1611 (507 amino acids)
Biological process (GO): dTMP biosynthetic process; dUMP biosynthetic process
Cellular component (GO): cytoplasm
Molecular function (GO): zinc ion binding; dCMP deaminase activity
Source: RefSeq, a predicted model, not a curated record
UGACGUCAAACUUAACCGGAAGAGGAUGCCGUGUAAAGUGGAAUAAACUCACACCGGCUUACUGUGUCUCUGACGGGUUUCUUGCUAAUGGCAGCUACACACAGUGGGUCCCCGAAACAUCCGGGUACCGGAGAUAACAGGAUCACUUCAAACCCCCAGGAUGAUGUCAGUAACGUGAAGGAGAGCAGCACGCAGACGGAGGGCAAAGUGCAAGGUCAUGGACCAAGACUGUCCAAGAUUAACCUGUUCACAUUACUGAGUCUCUGGAUGGAGCUUUUUCCCAGGAGGAAAUCUCAGAGACGAGACAAUGCAUCCGUGCAAGUCACUGGCCUGGUGGUGGUCCAUGAACAAAGAAUUCUGGGUCUUCAUUGCUCUGGAGCGGAGCUUCAUGCCGGUCAGGUGGCGGUAAUCAGACAUGGGCCCAGACUAAAGCGCUGUGAUCUUUAUUUCUCUAGAAAGCCUUGUUCUACCUGCCUCAAGAUGAUCAUCAAUGCUGGUGUGAACAGGAUCUCAUACUGGCCUGCUGACGCUGAGAUCAGCCUGCUGUCUGACAGAAGCAGUGCCGCAGGUUCUCGUCUCCAGGAGGCCACGCUGGACGCCGUGGCCGCCGAGAGGCUCAAAUCCAGCAGCAGGCCACACAUCUGUGUGCUGCUCCAGCCUCUAGCCAACUCCAUGCUUCAGUUUGUAGAGGAGAUGUCCCGCAACAGUGAUUUUCUGGGCAGAAUGGCAGCAGAUGAUCCCUCUCUGGACGUCCAUGAAGUCUUUAGGAAAGAGCGCUGGAGGAACUGGGAAAGUUUUUCUAAAAGGUUUGUGAUUGACGAUGCGGAGGUGCACAGGGAGCUGCUCAGUAAGAUGAACCUGGAGAACUUUUGCACAGAACCAUAUUUCAGUGAGCUGCGGCAGCACAUGAGGGAUCUGAUCAGGAUUCUGGCAUCUGUGGCUGCAAGUGUUCCCGUUCUCGAGCACGAAUAUGGGUUCUAUGAGACAGAACCCGUAAGUGGUGAAUAUAGGACAUUAUCUGAGGAUGUUGUGAGACACUGCAUCAUCCAGGCAGCAGUGCUGGCAUACAGAACAGAAGAUCCUAAAGUGGGAGUGGGCACAGUGAUUUGGGCAGAGGGCAGACUGCCUCAGUGUGAUGGCACGGGGAACAUGUACCUGGUGGGAUGUGGUUAUAAUGCCUAUCCUGUGGGCUCUGAGUACGCCGAGUUUCCUCAGAUGGAUGACAAGCAGAAAGAGAGGCAGCGGCGUAAAUACCGUUACAUCAUCCAUGCUGAGCAGAACGCGCUCACUUUCAGGAGUGCGGACGUGAAGGAGGAAGAGAACACGAUGCUCUUCGUCACCAAAUGCCCGUGUGAUGAAUGUGUGCCUCUGAUCCAAGGGGCCGGCAUCAAACAAAUCUACACCACAGACCUGGACAGUGGGAAAGACAAACACGACAUUUCCUACAUCAGUUUCAACCGGCUCCGCGGCAUCCGCAAGUUCAUCUGGCAGAAGUCAGCUCUCUUCAGAAGUGUUUCCGAACAAACUGGUCCACAUUUAUCAAAUGGCUGUGUGAAGAACAGAAGAGAAGAAGAGGUGGAUUGCCAGAGCAAUAAGAGACUGAGAAACUGAGGAAUCACUCAUUCGUUUGGGACUAAAGUGAAGCAGUUCUUAACUUUAGUCCUGGAAACCCUUUGGCUUACACUUGAACGUUUCCCUUACUACAACCCAUGUCAUCCAACUGACUGUAUAAUUAUGAAGACGUUAUUGAGGUGACGUUACAGCAGGUGUGUUGAGGGCAGAGAAAACUAGAUCAGCAAAAUGUCAGUUACAUAUUACACGCAUGUCAUAGGAAACAUAUUUGUAGAUCAUUUACAAGAAGAAGAACGCUUCCGUGGGCUAGUUGAACUGAAUUUUUUGGCAGAUGUAAUUAUUGUUCAGCGAAGGACCCAAGGAUUUAAUGUGUACAUGAAGACCCCAAAGCAAGCACUUACUCAUGACUUGUUAAAUCAAUUCAUAUGCACACAAAUGUCAUGCAGGGUCUCGCACAAAGCCCAGCAGGCGGUACAUUUUAAUGAUCAAUCAUAAUGUUUUAUUUAUUUUAAUAGAUUUUUGGAUCGUGUUAUUGUUCGAUAGUUGUCCGUUUCAGAUUUAUCCGGCACUGAAUAGAACAGAUAUUACCAACGUUUCCGUCUUUAGUAUGAAGACACAACAGAACAGAAAGAAGAAGGCAUGCUGAAUUUGUGAAGAGUAAAAGCACUCGUUUUUCAGCUUGUGCUGGACUUUUUUUCUGCUUACAUCUGAAAAUGCAACACACACACACACACACACACACAGAAUCAGGUUUCAUUUUUGACAUGACACACUGAAAAGCCAAACCGUCGUUUGACCUCUUCAGCGGUCAUCAGGAUCUCGGUGUUUAAGAAAUGCAGCGCAGAAUUAAAAGCGUUUCGUUCCUCUGCACUGCAUUUCAGUAGCGACGUAGAGAAAACGCGACAUGCUGAAAAGCAAAACCUUCGUUGCAUUACUCUUAGUUCAUUUCAUCUCUCCGGUUUAACUCUUAAACUCGUGUGACAAGUGACUGUUUCCUCAGUGCAUCACAGCUCAAGCAGGUAUCACUCGGGCUACGACUACAUGUUAUUAGUUACAGACACACCUUAUCUCUGAAUACGAGACAGGAAUGAUCUAAUCGACGGGUACAGCCACGCCCCUGCUCAAGGCUGUGAUUAGACAGUAUUUCGGUGCAGCACGAGUGAUGAGCCUGUUUGAUGAAAGUGAAAUGCAAUGCACAGAGGAAUUACAUUCGCAUCCGUCAUGCAGUGUUUUAAUCUUCCCAUCUGAUAUCGUUGUUCACUGAAGAGGAUAACGAGAUAAAGAGAAGCAAGGGCAAUGCAAUGGUUUUGCUCGUCAGUGUGUAAUGUGUUCAGAAUUUCACAUAAACUGAAUCGCAGUUGCGGUUUGCUUUAAACGUUGAGUAAUGUUCACUUUUGAGAAGCAUUCAGUGUUUUAAGUCUUUAAAAACGCACAUCCUGCUUAUUGUUUUUCCACUGAAGAGAUCGAAUGACGCAAGAGUAAGAGUAGUGUGUGUGUGUGUUUGCCCUCGCCCUCAUGCCAAAAAUGAAACUCAAUAUAUUAAUGUGGGUGAAGUCUUGUGAAGCACUUACCCAGGUGUAAACAGAUUAAACCUCCUCUGUGUGGUUAUACUAGAAAUAUACAUGUGCUUACACACAAAAAGGAUUACUGAUAAUGCUUGAAUUUUGCUUUAUUGGUGAUAUGGUACAAUUAGCAUUGAAGAAGGAAGGAUGCGACAUGGGUGGAUUUGGGAAAGAUUUCAGACUUGAAAUCUCAAGGUUUAUUUCCAUUACUUGUGUAUGUAAGGAUGUGAGGAUGUUGAAUAAAUUUGGCGCAGGUGUAUAAUAGAGGUGAAUGGUUCCCAUGGUGAAGGGUUUAAUGUUAACUUUACAUUACACAAUACUGACCAGCCUGCAGCCUAUCUGAGCUCUGAAUGCUAAUUCAAACUGGGAGGCGCAGAAGCAAUGCCAAUAGAGUGUGAUGUAUCUGUUCAACAUUUGGCCAUUAUUUACCGUCGAAUUUUGAUUUGGUUUCUUAGGGCAAUUUCUUUGUUGUAAUUAAAGUAAAAAUAUUAGUGGAAACAACUUGAAACAAA